CUCCAUGCAUUUCUCGCUUCAACAGAGCACUUUCCUGACGUGUCGAAAGACAGCCCUCAGCCGCCACCCACCUUUCCCUCCAUCAUGCGAGGGGGGGGAUCCAGCUCAUCUUGUGGUCUGAUGGCGAGGAAUGGGUGGACACGCACACGAAGAGAGAGAAGGAUAAACCUCAGACCUGAGCAUUUAUUGUGUGGUGUACUUUCGUGCCCCGGAAAGUAGACUCUGUAGUGGACAAGUGUGCGGGCCUUGCCAAAGUUCUCCGAAUACUUGCCGGCGUCGUGGGUGUAGGUCGCUUGCAGUCCUGGCCGAUCGAGGCAGGCUUCAUCUCCUUUCCAUCAAGUCGCUCGAUCUUCUGCACACACACACACACACACAGAGGGAGAGAGAGAGAGAUGAAUCGGUAUCAUGUGUGCCGUGACGUCUGUCUCGCCUGUUGACCGACCGCAUCGCGAGCCAUGCAGAACCGGCCAUCAAGCUCCUCCAAGACAUAAGCCGACCCCUUGGCGCACUUCGAGUCGGCAGAAUCGUUGUCCACACAAGUGCCCUGCACACCAGACACCCAAUCCCUUCACGGCCCACACACGCAUCGCCACACACCCGACCUUGCCGACGGAAGGAUGAAACGACGCAGCGUCCUCCGGCCUGCCCCAGGGGAGGCUCCGUUUGUCGGCCCCCGCGUUGGUCACUAAAUUGACGUGGUCGACCACACACGUCUCCGUGUUUUUGUAGCACCAGCCGGUGGCGCCAGAUUGGUACUGGUCGCCGACCAUGCUGUAUUCGUAGUCCUCAUGGGAUUCCAGCCCGUCUUUCUCCAUGCGAGCACCUGACUCCCACGUAAUGACGGCACCAAAGACCACGGCGCACCCGCCCCCAGGCUUGUUGUCGUCAUGGGCAGAGGCGCUCCCUGUGUGUGCAGACACACGCCAUGUGUGGUGUGUGUGAUGCAUGCAGUGCGUAUACCUUCGCGAAGGCGCCACUUGUCCGCGGCAUCGCCAACUGCAGGCAUACACACACAGGGAGCAUCAUGUCAUGGAUGCAUGGCUUCUGACAUCUACCGAUGCAUUUGUCCUCCAGUGUAUCGCCACUUGCGUGCUGCAUGGUGGCACAAAGGGCGAGGAGAAGCGCCAAAGCCAUCUUGAUACCGACCAUUAAAAUUUUCCCCGAGUGCCGAGGAACCGUCGCGGCCAGGUGCAGAUCUUGGCCAGAUCAGCUCAGGAUUCCUCGGAGAAUCCGCC
Vitrella brassicaformis is the source of this 1235-nucleotide messenger RNA. NCBI's taxonomy places the organism in Eukaryota, Vitrellaceae. The record is from the annotation of a GenBank genome assembly.